Messenger RNA from Aspergillus saccharolyticus JOP 1030-1, 2589 nucleotides. RefSeq names its product Zn(II)2Cys6 transcription factor. The transcript has 4 exons. Gene Ontology annotation, molecular function: DNA binding; DNA-binding transcription factor activity, RNA polymerase II-specific; zinc ion binding. The coding region runs from base 295 to 2520 and encodes 741 amino acids. The record is from RefSeq and is a predicted model, not a curated record. Gene Ontology annotation, biological process: regulation of DNA-templated transcription; DNA-templated transcription. Lineage: Eukaryota; Fungi; Ascomycota; Eurotiomycetes; Eurotiales; Aspergillaceae.
GCCCUUCCCACUUCAGUUGAUCCAUCUGAGAGUCAUCCACACUCUCCUCUUAACUCAUCGCUGCCAUCGUGCGGCUCCUGCAGGUACAUACGUUGCCUGACUUGGGAUCUUCCCCUGGGAGGACUAGCAGUGAUACUAAACUUGACUAAGAGCUGUCAUGCCAAGCAGCGAGCCCCUCUUCCCUUCUCCGCUUUAAUUCUUAUCGCAGGGCGUGGCUGUAGUUCCUUCGCAUCCCAACCAGCCAUAUGCUCACUCGGAUGCAAUUCCAAAGACGAUGAUUCUGUCGUUGCCGCCAUGAAGCGAAAUCGUCGUAUUUUCGAGGCCAAUGGUGAUGGUCCGUCAGUCGUCUCUCCUCCCGAUGUGUCGUCCCACCGCACCCCCGAACUCGAUGCACGCCAGAGCCCAAAACAUGUUCCUAAGAUCUCGCGCCGAAUACGCGCCUGCACUGAAUGCAAGCGGCACAAAGUUCGAUGCGACAUGAAUGAGGGGGAGACGGGAUGUCACCGAUGCCGCCGGAUGGGAUUGGAAUGUGUCGUCAACAAAAGUUUGCAGACAUUGCUGGAUGAUGAGACAGAAUGGAAGGCAGCGAUGGAACUCGCAAUGGCAGACUUGCUUCGCAAAGCUCGACUCCCCGAAUUAUCCUACUAUCAAGCGAUCAGCAAGUCAACUGAAGCACCUCCGAAGACAAGGGAUCGCAACAAUUCUAUGGCCUCAAUAGAAGAUGCGCUUUUUCCGACCAGUGAUCACAGCGCAGGAACGAAAUCCGCCGGACCCACGCAUGAGGCAACGAGUGACUUGAGCGCACCCAAUACCAUUGUUGAUGGGCAGCCGCAGUUUUCCCUCGACAAAGAAGAAAACGGAACAUCAUCACUCGUCACGGCUCCCAUGGGGAGCUUAUACGAGGUUACUCAACUGAGCGACAUUCAAACCACAUCUCCUGGAAGACACCAUGCAUCGGAUCGGGCUCUUGUCACAGACUUCAUAUCACGGGGAGUGGUGGACAAGCAAGAAGCAGAGGAGCUAUUCGCCCACUUUGAUCAAUUACUUAGCCGCUACUUAUGGGAUGGCAUACUGCUGAACCACAAGGAUCUAACAUCAGUGCGCAACUCUUCCUCAAUGCUCUCGGCCGUGAUCCUUGCUGUGACAGCCCUCCAUAUGCCGAGCAAGGAGCGCGUGUAUGAAAUCUGCUACACCGAAUUUGCUAAACUAGCAUCGGAGUCUAUGUUGGACAGGCAUCAUACCUUGGAUGAUCUACGCGCCCUAUGCAUAGGGGCAUUUUGGCUUGCGGACGUGAGCUGGAAGUUAUCCGGAUAUGCUGUUCGCAUCGCAACGGAGCAUAACCUUCACCAAUCAUAUAGAAAAGCCACGCAAGGCUCUCCGGAACAUAUAGAGCAAGCACGGUUGUGGUACCUCCUUUAUACCUUAGAACACCAUUUUUCCAUUGCCUAUGGGCGGCCUCCUAUCAUCCACGAAGACUUGAGCAUAAAGAACCACAGUACAUUUAUACAAGCUCCGAACGUGCAACAGGGGGAUUUGCGCCUGCAUAGCCAGGUUGAUCUGUUCAUCAUCCUGACUCGCAUCUACCAUGCCUUCGGCCCCGAUGUGGACCUAGAGGUUCCUGAUAGCGACUUUUCGCUGAUGGAUAAAUUUGACGCUGCUCUUGCGGACUGGCAGUCGUCUUGGAUUCCUCGUUUAGUGGGGAGUCGGUAUGUGGGGAAAUAUCCGUACAAAGCGGUCUACCUGCACUACCACUUCUCUCGCCUGCAACUUAAUUCGGUGGCGUUACGAACGUAUCAUUCGUCCAGCUCUACGCGACCCAUGUCCAACGAGCGGAAGCAGCGAGCAAGCAUCGCGAUACGAUCUGCAAUCGACACGCUUCGGGUCGUCCUCGAUGAGCCUGAUAUCGAACGACCCUUGGUGGGGGUUCCGCUUUAUCUUCACAGUAUGAUUACUUUUGCUGCUGUAUUUCUGUUGAAGAUUGCCGCGAAAGGCUGCUCAAGUACUGCAGUCGGGGCUGCUGGCCCGCAGAAUUCCAUCGCAUCCGCCGGCCUGCUUAUUGAGGUUGGCUACGUCCGGGCGCUGGUUGGCCGGAUCGUUGACAUGAUGGUCUCGUGCAGCAAACGCGCCAGCGAGCAUCAUCUUAGUCAUCACAUCGCGCGUGGACUGAAGAAGAUGCUUACAGGUUUGGAGGAGUGGGAGAAGAGAAGCAGUGGGAAUUCGCAGUCUUCCGGACACAAUCCGCAGGACAACGCCCCUUUGUCUAAACCCGUCCACAUCCCAGGGUCGCAACCUUUAGGUGGACGGGACACCCUCCUCAACCAGCCGCCGCCCUUGGUUGGAGUAGCGCCUCUAUCGGCAGAGAGAGGGAAUAACUCGAACUCCAGUUCUGGGAAUGAGAAGCAAGAGGCUGGUCUCUGGGAGGGCUCGGUCGAUCCGAUGAUGGCCGAUUUAUGGGGGUUCGAUGAGGAGUAUUUUCCGACCGGGGUCUUCGAUUUCCUUCAAUCUCAGAUGCCCGCUUGAGGGAAGAUAAUAGAUAAUCUUGUUAGAGCAUCAUGAUAACGACAGAAGACCAACGCGCAGGACGCAUGC